Molecule: messenger RNA, 9042 nt
Organism: Agelaius phoeniceus (red-winged blackbird)
Lineage: Eukaryota; Metazoa; Chordata; Aves; Passeriformes; Icteridae
Source: RefSeq, a predicted model, not a curated record
AUGCUGAGAUGAAUUAAGAGCUGUUGUGCUGCUCAGUGCCCUCGAUGUGUCCCUGUCAGUUCUGCCUGCUCCAGUGUGCUGGUGAGGGAAGAUGCUCUGAGAAGAUCCCAGCACAGUUUACUUUGCAGACAUGUUAAGGGACAGCUGCAGAGAAGAAAAAUACACCAAAACCCCUUCUUGAGACUCCUUCAGGAGGUUAAAAUAGAUAUUGACAAAUACCUGGCAGGAAAUCAGGCACUGCAGCAGGCUGCUGUUCUGUGUGCCUUUUACUUUGCUGUUCAUUUAAUGUAACAGGAUGGAGAUCUUACUCCAGAGUCACCUUUAACUCUUUAGCUUCCAAUUCACAGCUCCCUAAUGUAUCAUGCCAAAUAUUAAAUUCAUUCUGUUGGAUUUCCCAUGAAUUUCAUUCUGUUCCUGGGGUUCCAGUUCUCAAGCAUUUGUUUUUGUGUGUUGUGCUGACAAUGCACCUUAACCUUUUGAUGAGCACUUUCUGAGCCAGUGCCUUGGAGAUCUUUGCUGAAAUGAGUUCUUAUGGCACUCCAUAGGUGAGUUCUUCCAUCUGUUAUCCAAGUACAUGAGUUUCUUUCAGCUGGCUCUUUACCUUCAGUUUGUCUGUUCAUCUGUGUGUUUGCACUAACAGCUCUAUUUGUCAUGUUAGUCAAACAUUUAAUGAAGUUCUCAUCAUAGCUGGUGUUUCCUCUUUCUCUGAAAAAUACAUUUUCAAUUCAGCUUGAGACACUUUAACUUCAGUAAACACAGGUGGUAUCCCAAUUUCUGUUUGUUUUCUUAUUCUUCAUUCUUUUUUUCUUCAGUUUGUUUUCAUUUGGCUGGAUUUUUGCACUUGUAUACAAACACCUGCAAUCAUGUAUCUUUGAGAGAUGAAAACAUCUCUAUAUUUUUUAAUAAUCAGACCUUGUACACUAAAUAUUUGAGAGAUGAAAUUACCAUAGUGCUCAUGUUGCCAAGCUUAUUUGCAGGUGUGCACCACAAAAUGAGACAGUCUUUGAACAGUCCUGCCUCUUCUCCUGCUGCACUGACACCUUUUCCCUGGGAAUUAAAGUGUCACUGGUUAAUCCCAGCCCUGUCUGAUGGAAACACUUUUAGACUGGCCUCUAAUGAAAGGAGUGGUAACAUGUUUUACACACCUACAACAUGACAUUUCAUCUGCAGGUUUUAUCUGGGCCAGGACUUGUAGCUAUGCUUUAAUCUUGCUGCAUUCAUCCAGCACACUCAGUGCCUGCUGUCAGAGCCCCGGCUCGGCUCUCAGGGAUUCCCAAGCUUUGCAUUACAAACUGUUGCCAGCUCCCAGCUUUUCCCAUCAGUCAGGAGAGUCUGUGCUCAGCCAUGGCCAUUUUCAGAGCUGGGCAGAUAAAUUUCCAUUGCCCUGAAGCCAACAGGAGCAUUUAGGAGUUGAAACUUCACUGUGGGCAACUUAACUUCCAGCCCUGUGACAUUUCUGUGACAGUUCAUAAUGUCCCCAUUUAUCUGUGGAUUGGUUUUCACUCAGGACCUGCUUCAUGGCAGCUGUGAGUCCAUCAGCUGCAGAGACCACAACUCUCAUUUGCCUGAGACAUAACUGAUGUGCAGUUCCUGCCAUAAAAAUUAAAAAGAGAGAAUUGAAGUAGAAUUGAACUCUCCUGCCAAUUUGAGAUCAGACAGCAGAAAGUCUUGCAGGCCCCUUGCUGUAGGCCACACAGAAGGGCUGAUAAGGAACAAGAAUAAAUCCAGAAGUGUCACUUUCAUGAGGAAAUGACAAGCCAGAGCUGCAUGAGAAUCCACUGCAAGUAUGUGGCUGCUGGUGAAGUUAAUGAAUGUGGCCUUGGAAUCUGUAAUUAUUACAGUCAGGCAGAUGAGUGCUCAAUUCUGCCAGAUGGGAGAGCUCCACUCUGAGUUCCAGGACAUGCCUGGGGCUUUCAGACACAUUCACUCUGCAGAAACACUCUGCAAGCUGCAUCAGCCCACACAGGGCUUUGAGUAUCAAAAGUGAAAACCCAGGAACAAGAAGCAGCCAAAUGUCAAUGUCUGUAGAACCAGGUGGGCUGUGACAGCUGCUGUUUCCAUGUGGCACAUUUGGGUGCAAUGUUUCUGACAUUUUUGGGGAAAUCCAGGGGUCAAACACCCCAUUCUCAUCAGGACCUUGCACAAAACACAUGCAUUUGCUCCCACAUGGAGAGAACUGCUCCCCAAGAAGGCAGGAUACCUUUGAUCUGUCAUAUGUGGGAAGAACGCUAAGAGAGCCAUCUAAAAAUGGGUGUUAAAACAUUCACUCAUAACUCCCCUGCUCACAGUCAGGAGAUGCUGGGGAAGCUGAACAUGCUCCGGAACGACGGCCACUUCUGCGACAUCACCAUCCGCGUCCAGGACAAGAUCUUCAGGGCACACAAGGUGGUUCUGGCAGCCUGCAGCGACUUCUUCCGCUCCAAACUCGUUGGGCAAGCCGAGGAUGAGAGCAAGAGCGUGUUGGACCUGCACCACGUGACGGUGACGGGCUUCAUCCCCCUGCUGGAGUACGCGUACACGGCCACGCUGUCCAUCAACACCGAGAACAUCAUCGACGUGCUGGCCGCCGCCAGCUACAUGCAGAUGUUCAGCGUGGCCAGCACCUGCUCGGAAUUCAUGAAAUCCAGCAUUUUAUGGAACACACCCAACAGCCAGCAGGAGAAGGUGCUGGAUGCAGGACAGGAGAGCGGUGCAAACUGCAAUUUCACCUCCCGGGACGGCAGCCUGUCUCCGGUGUCCUCCGAGUGCAGCGUGGUGGAAAGAACCAUCCCCGUUUGCCGCGAGUCUCGGAGGAAGCGCAAAAGCUACAUCGUCAUGUCUCCUGAGAGCCCCCUCAAGUGUAACACACAAACCAGCUCCCCCCAAGUGCUCAAUCCUUCCACUUCCUACCCAGAGUCCAGAAAUCAGCCCGUGGACUCGUCAUUAGCUUUUCCCUGGACUUUUCCUUUUGGAAUUGAUCGAAGACUUCAGUCAGAAAAGGUCAAGCAGGCGGAGAACUCUAGGACUUUGGAAAUGCCUGGGCCCUCGGAGUCCAGCAGGAGGAUGGCAGAUUAUGUGACUUGUGAGAGCACCAAGGGCAGCUCUCCCCUGGUGAUCGAGGAGGACGUGCGAGUCAAGGUGGAGAGGCUGAGUGACGAGGAGGUUCACGAGGAGGUGUCACAGCCCGUGAGCGCAUCCCAGAGCUCCCUGAGCGACCAGCAGACGGUCCCAGGGAGUGAGCAAGUGCAGGAGGAUCUCCUGAUCAGCCCUCAGUCUUCAUCUAUAGGCUCAAUAGAUGAGGGGGUUACAGAGGGGCUGCCCACACUCCAGAGCACGUCUGGCACCAACGCUCACGCGGACGAUGAUGAUCGUCUGGAGAACGUUCAGUAUCCCUACCAACUCUACAUUGCUCCUUCCACCAGCAGCACAGAGAGGCCCAGCCCCAACGGUCCCGACAGACCCUUCCAGUGUCCCACGUGUGGGGUGCGCUUCACCCGCAUCCAGAACCUGAAACAACACAUGCUCAUCCACUCAGGCAUUAAACCCUUUCAGUGUGACCGCUGUGGGAAAAAGUUCACCCGAGCUUACUCGCUCAAGAUGCAUCGCCUGAAGCACGAAGGUAAACGCUGUUUCCGGUGCCAGAUAUGUAGUGCCACUUUCACUUCCUUCGGGGAAUAUAAACACCACAUGCGGGUUUCCCGGCACAUUAUCCGCAAGCCUCGGAUUUACGAGUGCAAAACAUGCGGCGCCAUGUUCACCAACUCUGGAAAUUUAAUCGUUCACCUGAGGAGCUUGAACCAUGAAGCGUCAGAGCUAGCAAACUACUUCCAGAGCAGUGACUUCCUAGUACCGGACUACUUAAACCAGGAACAAGAGGAGACCCUCGGGCAGUAUGAGCUAGGGGAGCAUGGCUUUGAAAGCAACUCUUCUGUCCAAAUGCCUGUCAUUUCACAGGUGUCAUCUACUCAGAAUUGUGAAAGCACUUUCCCCUUGGGGUCUCUGGGUGGGUUGGCAGAGAAGGAAGAAGAUGUGCCAGAGCAGCCAAAGACUAACACCACUGCUGAGGCAGCCGCGGGUGACCCUCCCAAACCGGAGCUGUCAUCUAUUACUAUCGAAUAAUUCAUGGUUUGGUUUCAUUUUUGUUCUUUGGAAAGUGCCUGUGUUUGGUCCUGUACAUUUUAAUUUAAUUUUUUUAAAUGAAAAGUGGGGAGAUUUUCCCCUUUUUACUUUGUAAGCUACGCUUUAAACUGAAAACUGCGACAGAUGUUACAUUAUUUUUCAUGACUGAAUGAUCACUUCUGUGAAAAUAUUUAAGACUGAUUGCACAAAAAAGAUCUUGUCAGAACAUCAUGGAAGCUGUGAUACACUUCUAAAGAAGAACAACUGAUUCAGAUCACUUUAACUAUUCCUUCUUCCACAGUUAGAGCAGCUCAUUAAGUUUCUCUUGCUUCUGCAGGCCCUCUGGUUAAGGGAAAGAAAUCAGAGGAAACCUUUUUCAAAUGAUAAACAAAAGGAUGCAUUGGAAACCAUGAUUGAACAGUUUUGACUAGUUUUGAGUGGAUGCUUUAAUCUUCUGCAUAAAGAAGUGACACUUCCUAUAUGUGCCUGCUGUUUUUCAAAGCCCUUACUGUGCCCUGUGCUUGGAAAUGGUGAGCGGUUUUGAAAGGAACAGUCACACACUUCUUCAAAACACACCAUCCCUGUCCAGCCCAGAUGAAUGCCAGGUAUUCCUCCUUCUUCUGUUCCAGUCCUUUUAGAAACUGCUUGAUCAAAUAGCCUAAACAGAUCAGCCCAGCUGAGGCUAGGCAUGGAAAGUCUAAAGGUGCACCAGGAAUUGGGAAUGAUGGAGAAGUGUUCAGCCAUGCAAGCCUGACAAAUAUCUCCUGACUGUACCUGUCUGUAGAUGGGGAGCCACAAAGGGAAAUGAAGGUUUUCCCAAACUGAAAUUCUUAAACCAUGGCCAGAUUAUUUGCAGUUCUGAUCAUUGCCCCCUCACAUACACACUGUGUUUUUACUAAUCUGAGAUUUAGCUAGAGGGAGUUUACAGAUUGGAAAAAAUAAACUCUUUUGUGCAUUAUUGCACUUUUUUUUUGUUUAUACAUAUGUAUGUAUAGUUUCAGAGAUUUUUACUAGACUGUUUUGGAUAAAACAAGCAAUUUAUUCUCUCUAAGGACAACUUUCUAACCAACAGGGGGCUGUUUACAAAAAGCCUAUAGAGCAAUGAUGAAUUGUUCCUGUUUCAAAACACUUUAAAUCCUUGCCAACUCGGUUUAUUAAAGGCCAUUACUCCAGCUACACACACAGCUCAAGCAAGCAAUAAACUGAAAUAUUUGCAAUUUCAUUUUUCCAUAUUUAGAAAAAGCUACGAAUGGAGGGUGUGGGAUUUUCAGAGCAGUGAGUCUUGUUUGGUCGAGGCUGUUUGGGCUCAAGUACUGCUUUGAAACCUAAAUUAGGAAGUACAUUAGGAGAUUUGUGAUUUUUCUUACAGCUUCUGAAGUUAACUCAGUGUUUGAUGCCAAAUGCCCAUGGCCUACAGAUGAUGUGCUGUGUGAGUAGGUAUUGCUUGAUCUCAGUAUUCCAAAGGCAUGAUACACUCCCUUAGUUUUGAGUCUUGUUUUUUUUGUUAAUUGCUAUUUUCUGUUAUUUUCCGGAUUUGUUUUAUGCAAACAUGAGGAGGAAAUGAAACCAAUAGAGCAAGGUUGCUCCUGAAGAAACAGAAGACACAAAAGUGGUAUUAUAUUGCACAUCAAUUUGUAUUCAGGCAGCCUAGGCAGCUCUGAUACUCUCUGAGACUGAGUUCUUUCUAUUAAUAGCCAGCUUUUGUAAGGAAAAAAGUUUAUUGACCUUUGGAAAGUGUUUAAAGGGUUUCAAUGACCUCAACAAUUUUUCUCUUUUUAGGUUAAACCCACAUAUUUUAGUUAAAUAGAGUGAAAACAGUUGGGAUUUAAGUACUUUCCGGGUUGCUGGAAUGAGGUUUCUCCACCAGAUCCAAAGGGUGUUUUAGAAACAUGCUGCAAAGAACUUCUGUGCUGCAAUUCAGUCUUGAUUAUAUCUACCUUUGUGAGGCUUCUUAAAAGGGCUUGAAGGAGAAAUGCUUUUUCUGGGCUGCUGUACUGUGAAAUAGCCCAGUGCCUGCUGAUGAGCUGAAUUAAGAGACCAUUUCUCUUGCACUUGGGAUUUCUCUGAGAAGCCAGUGAGACAAGACAAUGCCUUUUGCUGAGCUUUAUUCUGACCUAGAGGGCUGCAACACUGAGCUCAAACCCAGCGUUUUCUCUUUUUCCUGACAUGUUCCACAGGUAAAUGAGAGCCCUUUGUGAGUCAUGUUCUGAACAGUGCUUCACUCAAACCACAUUUCCUGACUGCAGAGAUGUAAUAAUCAAAGGUGGUCAGGUAUGAGCUGGAGGACAUAAUCUGAUCAUUAAAAUCUGAUCAUUUUCAUCCCUGAAGUAUUUUGCUAAAGAGUUCAUUGGUGAGAAGGUACAAAUACACCACAGACAUACCUGGAUAUUGGAUUUUUAAGACUUAAAAUUUUGAGUCAGAAGGCAAAUUGCUUUCAGAAUACCAAAGAGAAAGGGGAAAGUUACAAAGACUUUAUAGCUCUGAUCUGUUCUUCCUUGAAAAGACACAAGGAUCAUUAACACCGAGGUACAAGGCAAGGCCUGGGUUCAUUUUUCAUUGCACUGUGUGUUACACAUUAUCUUUUCAGCCUCCUAAUCUCUGGGUAACAUCUUAAUCUAGUUCUCAUUUUUCAAUCUGGUUCAACUGGAGAAAGAAUAGAGUUCUUGGAGGAUUUGGUUUGGUGGGUUUAGGGUUGGGUUUACUUGUUAAUUUUCCUGUCUGUAAUUGUUUCUUGUUAAUAUCUCUUUUCUCCAUAGAAAUGAAUACGGUUUAAAUGCAAACACCUUUUUAUUCCUCCUCUCUAAAACUUGUUGGAAGUGUUCAGUUCUUUGAAAUGCUGGUGUUCUUCACAAGAGAGAUGUAAAAACACAGGACAUCUUAAAACAAUUUCUGUUGCUAAUGUGCUCGGAUUCCAAACAGAGCAAGGAGAGAUAACUAAAAUAGAAAAAACUUGCCUUAAACUACACUUGGGAUUAAACCUAAAACAUCAAUUUCUUUCAGUACAUUAUCAGAGGGUUUUGAAUUCUGGGAUGCAUUUUCUUAUUUCUUCUUAGCUUUUUUCCCCUCCCUCCCAAAAAAAUCCAUUAUUUAGUAUGCAUUUCUGUGUCUGCUAGACAAGGGUCAGGGCUGAUGUGGUUCAGCCCUCCUGCUGCAAGCAGAGUGAGCCCAAGUGCUGUUCCCACAGCUGGAGUUCAGUUGUCAGGCUCGCAGAGACCACGGCCAAGUCUCUCAUACUGAGAGAUCAGUAGACUCGGGUAUUGAAAAUGGUUCUGGGUUCACAUGGAUUCUGAGUCUAAAAGAUGUGAAUUUAAACUUUUUAAAAAAGUAAUAGCUGCCAAUGCAGUCAGAUAUAUUUUAUAAGACUAUGAUCCCUAUAUGUCCCCUGUGGGAUGGAGUUUUAUUGUUUUUAAGCUAUGGUUUAAGGUUUUAUAUGAGGGCUUCAGGCACUUCUUGGUCGCUGGUUCCACCCUGCAGCCCCGGGUUGGGAGGGCUGAGGUGAGUGCUGGUCUCUGUCAGAGACAAACCAGGAAGCAUUUUAUAUGCAAAUCCAGCAGGAGCUUUGUGCACCCUGCAGGGAUGAGAGAAUUCAGAUGGAGGAGCACCUGCUGCUCCUACAUCCAUUGCAACUUCCACACCAUCAGAAUAUGGAAAAUAGCUGAUUUUCAUUCAGGCCGCUCACGUUCCAGUUUUGCUCACAAGGUGAAAUCCUGUUUUGGAGGGUUCUCAUCUCCAACUGUAGACAUAAUAAAUCCCAUAGCAUCGUGAUGAUGGCAGGUAAGAGGGUUCAAGACAGUGCCUCCCCACAUCAGAGGUACCUGGUAAAUAGAGUGGGUUCCAAGUAUUUGAGGAAAUGUACCAUAAAAGAAACAAAUGUGAAUUUUUUUAGUGCAACAGUACUUACUGCUCUGGAUUUUCGUUCACUCCGUGUUCUAGCACAGUAACUCUGUGUCCCACAGCUCUCAGCUACAAAUCUGGUUGCACUAAAAAAAAAAAAGUGGAAUCUGGUGCUGCCAGCCCGUGUGGCAACUGUACCUACAGUCUUCCUGAGGGUUGCUGAAGUCCCCAGAAGAGUGAUUUUGUUUCACCAUUCAUUUAGCUGAUGCAUGCUUUUGAUAUUCUGACCUGUAACCCUGGCUACACCGAGUCCUUGGACAGCUUCCUUGCUCUGUUCUGCAGUGCCUUCACUCAAGGUGCUGCCCCAUGGUGAAACCCCAAAGAGGGAAAAGUGGAAGCUGGAGGGAAAAAAAAAAAUGUGAAUUAAAUUAUUGUUGGGCUUCUUUGUGCAUUUUAGUAACAGUGAAACCCCCUUAACUGUGCCAGUCUCCAGUCACCAGCCGUAUAUCCAGUCAUCAUCUCAUCCACAGUACAGCUUCUCUUGUUGAUGCUGGCCACAGCUAGAUUACUUGGCAUGUUUAUUGACCUAACAGAAUUGGUUUUGGGUUUUGGUUUUGUUUUUUAAUGUAUACGAUGUUUAAAUACACUUCACAUUUUAUAUAAUACUAUCUGGCUAUUAGUAUUUUUCAGGAACCAUAGUUCUUGGUGGCUAUAUAUAUUUUUGUGACUUUUUUUGUAAACUAAGUGCCGUUUCAACGUUACAAUCAUUUUUAGAGUUAUUGUAAUCAAUGUGAAUAUCAUGUUUUUUCAAAUCUGUUCUGAGCCUGUAGUGUUUGCUUUGUGAUCAUAUGUGUAAUGUAUAUAUUCUGUAUAGUUACAUUGUAUUGAAAUACUAGCUUGUUUGAUAUAAGAAAAGUAUGUAUUGGGUACCUUUUUGCUAGCCUGGUUGUUUAAUCUUUAAAAAAAAAGUUCCAAAAUACAAAAAAAAAAUCUCCAAACUGGUCCCAUUAUAGGUCAAAAUUAAGGGGGGAGAAAAACUAGUUUUGAGUGUCUUUGGAUAGAAAUAUGAAGCUAAGAUUUUUCAUUAAAAUAUUAAUGUUUUAUGGAGUA